CCCUUCCCCUCCCCCUCGGCCUUCAGGAGCGGCUGAAGGUGACUCUCCUCUCGGCUGGGGGAUGCAGAGGGAGCUGCUGGCGGGGACCUCAUCCGGGGAACAUCUGUUCGCCUCAACCCGGGCUCCACAUACUAACUGCGGCUCUCUGCGGUGCCCGAGCCGGUGUCUUGGUGCUCUGCUGCGAGGACACAGCAAGCCUCCAGAAGAAGACGAGGCGCUCUGCAUGCAUGAGUUCUGCACCGUGCGGGCGGAAAAAGCGCCCCAGAUCCGCAGGCAGCGUCUUGCCCAUCACUAAAGGGGCACAGGCGGAUUCGGAGAACCGGGAGAGCACCGUGGACGGCAGCAGGAUGACUGUGCAGGAAUUCAACACCCUAGUGGCGCUGUACCGCGAACAGGUCAUUUCUGUCGGUGAGAUGUCAGCCGACUGCCCCUCGCUGCGGGCUCAGAUGCACUACACCAGGGCCAAAGGAUGCUCCAUGGCCCGCGCUGCGCACCAAAACCUCGCCCUCAUUGCUGUCUCUGGUCCAGAGGACGGAGAGAUCCACCCUGAGAUCUGUCGGCUCUUCAUCCAGCUGCAGUGUUGCCUGGAAAUGUUCAUCACUGAGAUGCUGAAGUCAAUGUGCCUGCUGGGGGUGCUGCAGCUUCACAGAAAAAGAACCGACUCAGAGCCGAGGAUGGACUUCAGGGUGGAUGAAAGUUCCGAUGCUCCCAUCCUGGAAGAUCGUUCCUCUUCUCCUAUUGAUUACCCUCAUGAGCCGUGGCUGGUGGGAGUCCAUAUUGAAAACAUAGAGAGUCCAGAUGUAAAGAAUUUCCUAAGCUUCCUAUCAGUCGGCCUGUGUUGUUUUUGUGACCGCUAUCCCUGGGCCACGUGGUCAGCCUGCUCGCGGAGCUGCAACCACGGUACACAACACAGACGCAGGGAGAUUAAAUAUGAUGACUACUACUGGAAGAGCAGCUGUCAUCAGCUGUGCGAGACACAUGACAGGAGAGCUUGUAAUGUGCAGGCUUGUCCCAUCAAUUGUCUGUUGACAGAAUUCGGGCCCUGGUCUGACUGCUCACCCUGUGCCAAGAAACAGUUACGGACCAGAUCUGUCCAAAACCCGUCGCAGUUUGGUGGUUCUUCUUGCAGCGCGGAGCUGACUGAGGAGAGGCCCUGUUAUGCUCCUACCGAGUGCAAGCUGGCGCCGAUCGACUGCAGGGACAACUUCAAAUGUGAUAAUGGACGUUGCCUCAACGCCACGCUAACUUGCAACAAACAGAACGACUGUGGAGAUAACUCUGAUGAGAGGGACUGCGGUGACUUCAAAGUUGUGUGUCCAGCUGAGAAGAGAGUGGCUCCAGGCGCUGACCUGGUGGGAAAUGGGUUUGAUGCACUAGCAAAUGAGCCGAGGGGUGCAGUGCUGGACAACAUGUUUAUGGGCGGAAGUUGCAUCAUCAGGAGGCCUCAGAGUACACUUCUCUACCAUCGGAUCCCUCACAACUUUGACAGCUUUGACAUCAAGGUUGGCAUGCUGGAAGAUUUCAGCACAGAUCCCAAGCCGCUGCACACUGAGUCUAUUAACAUAAAGAAGUCUACUUCCUCCAGUGGCACUGAAGAGGACAAACACCUCCGGAGAUUUGGCUUCUUCCUUCUGAGACCACAGAUGAAAACAUAUAAGUCUGUGUUUGAUGCCUCAAAGAAAAUGGACUCUGUGUUUUUGCGGGUGCAUCAGGUUCUCCCUGUGUCCACCUUCAAAGUGCGAGACCCAAACGAUUUGGUCUUGUCAGGACCAUUCCUCCAGUUCCUCCACGCUCUUCCGCUCCAAUACAACUUCGCCCUCUACAGGGACAUCUUCCAGCGCUUUGGAACACACUACUACAGCUCAGGGACACUGGGUGGCCGCUACGACUUGCUGUACCAAUACAGUCGAGAAGAGCUCACCAGUUCAGGUGAAACGGAGGAGCAUGUUAAAGGUUGUCUGGGCCGAGAAACAACAUGGACAAUUGUUCUGUACAGUCAACAGAGGGAUGUACCCAUGUGCUCUGACAACAAGAUGACUCAAAAAUAUCAAGGCUCGUACAUUCAAUCAGCGGAGAAGUCUUUCUCAGAGGUGACAGGCGGUAGAACCAGAGAGGCUGCAGCUCUGGCCUGGGAGAAGCAGGGUCCUGCUCCUGAUCGAACCUCGUUUAAGAACUGGGCCAAGUCUGUCCUUGACAAUCCUGCUGUGGUCGAUUACAAGCUGCUGCCAAUCAUAGAUCUCGUACGGGGUAUUCCGUGUGCAGCGACAAAGAGGAGACACCUGAAGAAGGCCCUACUGCAGUAUUUGGAGGAGUUUGACAUGUGCAAGUGUGCUCCCUGCCCCAAUAAUGCUAAAACCUUUCUCUUUGGUACUGAGUGUAAGUGUGCCUGCCAGACUGGCACCUUUGGCCCCAAUUGUGAACAACGAGCUCCUGACUACACCUCAGAGGAAGUGGAUGGUUCCUGGAGCUGCUGGGGCCCAUGGAGUCGCUGCGGAGCCUCCAUGAAGAGACAUCGCAGCAGGAGGUGCGAUAACCCUGCCCCCUUGAGAGGAGGCCAAGCUUGCCAGGGUUCUGACACGGAUGAGGAGCCAUGUCACAUCUCCAUCUUUAAACGACAGGAAACAUGUGACAAUGAUGAUGACUUCACUAUGGGAUGGAGGGAAGAGCUGCCUCCUGGUGUGAAGGGCUGUCCCAGGCCACACCCACCUGACAACAGCUUCCUCAGGAAAGCAAAGCAGUACUAUGACUACGGUGAGGAUGAGGAGUUCCAGUGCUACACUGGAUUUGACCUGGAAGGUUUCCAGUUCAUCAACUGCCUUCCUGAUGGGACAUGGAGGCAACCACAAGGAAGGUGCCUCAGAAAGAUCUGCCUUCCCCCCAAGAUCCCUGACGGUAUGACGCUGUACCCCAACAAAGAAGAGUAUAAAGUGGGUGAUUCGGUGGGUUUGAACUGCGUUGAGGCGGGCCUGUUUCCACUGCCUCCCGGCUUUUACAGGUGUAGCAACAGCCUCACCUGGGAGCCCCCAUUACCAGCAGGACUACACUGCACUGAUGAGCAACCGUUUGAACCUGACGGUCAGUGCGGUCCAGGUGAGAAACGUCAGGGCUCUCAGUGUGUCUGCAUACAACGGGAGAGCUGCCUAGCUGAACCAGAGAUUCUUUGUAUUCUGAACACUGACAUCAACGUCACCGUGUCGAUGUCCCUCUGUUCCUUCAACGCCGGCCGUUGCCAUGGCGAUCCCCUCUUCUUUGUCAGUGAGGGCGCUUGUGACACCGUAGAUUCAGCUAAACUGGAGUGGGCCAGGUUUAGAGCCAAGUGGGCUUCAAAGAGUUCUGCCCAGGAGCCGUGCGACCUUGACGUUUGUUACGACUGGGAGACCUGCUCGUCAUCUAAAAAAUGUGAAUGUAGAGCUGCUCGGGACUGUCCCCGAGUUAUGGAGCACACGUUCUGCCUAAAGCUGACAAGAAGCCAGAGGACUCGCAGCCUGGAUCUUUGCUCCAUGGCCGCCCUUAAGUGCGCCGCCUACCAGUUUGAAAUCCUCAAUGAAGGUGUCUGUGAAUCCUGAUAACUCCGUUAUACGUUACUGGAUACAUUUAACACAUACUUGGACAAUAUAAGCACACAUUGUAUGAGGUUGUUAAAGUCAUUUUAUUCCCAUAGGAAUCAAUUGUAGAUUAAAUAACAUCACGUUCAAGCAAUAAUGUGCUUACUCAUCCAUAUAUUUGAUGACUCCCAACAAAUGUGCUGAUGAGUGUGCAGCGUAAUGGGCGCCACGCACGGGAGGCGACAUCGCCUCGACUCCAUUCAUUUUCAAUGGAACCUGCGCGACAGGGUGAUAAUCGCGUGUCACCGUCCAGCCAAGCGACACGAAAUCCGUGCGUGUGAAUGCUUGUUCUCGUGCAUGUCAUGCGACGCAAUCCCAGCAAGUUGAAAAAUGUUCAACUUUUCAUCACUGCACGCGAUGGCGAUGAAUUUCGCCAGUCGUUUGUCACCUCCCGUGUGUGGCGCCCAUUAGUGAUGAUGCAAGUUACACACAGAUGGCUUCCAUUCUUUUUCUACGAUUAUUGUUUGUACUGAAGUGCAUGGACAGAGACAUGACAGUAUGUGUGGUCUAAAUAAACAGAAAGAAAAAAGAAAACCAAUAUGUGAAUAUUCUUAUUAGUAUUUACGUGUGCUCGGAAAUCCCUGAAAAUAUACACUCAAAACGUAAAUUCGACUUAAAUUAGGUGGUGUCUUUGAACGCAACUCCUCUUUGCUCAUAAUAACACGGUUAACGUGUGAUUCAAAUGUUCCUUUACUAUUAAAGAGACUAGUGUUAGGCAAAUACAUUUUCUGACAUGUGGUGUAUUUUAGCUAGAUUUCAAUUUUCAGCUGCUAACAGCGGUGGGUGAUUUGGUACCUGGGCCUUCAGUGGGCCGGCCAGAAUUUUUUUCACCUGACGCCGUGAGAGCCAGUAUCAAUAAACCAGACAAUAAUGAUAGCAAAUAUGUGCCACAGAUGGGUUUUCAAACCAGGGUUAUCUGUGCAGAGCAACAGAGUCAUUAGCAAGGCACCAUUCAGGCAUUUAGAGGGAGGAGAACUCCAACACAUCUUACGGCAACGGCCGUAAGAUUGCCGCAAUACCAACACUCUAUUGAUAAGAAUAUAAGUCCGCUUAUCGUUGGAUACAUAGUCACCAAUACGCCUGACUUACGUUACUGCUAAUAACUUAGAGUUAGUGAUUAAUUUCCACCGGUGAUCAGCGGUACACCAGCCAAACAAGCAUAAAUAGAAC
Molecule: messenger RNA, 4775 nt
Organism: Dunckerocampus dactyliophorus (ringed pipefish)
Lineage: Eukaryota; Metazoa; Chordata; Actinopteri; Syngnathiformes; Syngnathidae
Gene: c6.2
Product: complement component 6
Exons: 23
Coding region: 228-3566 (1112 amino acids)
Biological process (GO): immune response
Cellular component (GO): membrane attack complex
Molecular function (GO): protein binding
Source: RefSeq, a predicted model, not a curated record